Molecule: messenger RNA, 2418 nt
Organism: Kogia breviceps (pygmy sperm whale)
Lineage: Eukaryota; Metazoa; Chordata; Mammalia; Artiodactyla; Physeteridae
Source: RefSeq, a predicted model, not a curated record
GCAUUUAAAAAAAAGCGUGAGGAGGGCUGCUAAUGGCACGGGGUCCCUUCCUGAGGUGAUCAUCUCGCAGCUCAGUGCAGUGGAGGCUCCGAAAGUUUAGCAGGUGGAUUGAGGGUGUGUGAGUUUUAUCUCCAAUAGCUGUUAGGACUUCUUCUCCGGGAAGCCUGAGGGCGAGGCGAGGCCUUGGGGCAGAGGAGAGGCCCCAUCAGGACAGAUAUUUUACAUUCUUUUCCUUUUGACUUAAUUCUGCUCUUACAGAGAAGUCAAGGGAAUCAUGUAGAUAACUUCCAUCUUCUCUUCCCUGAAUCCCUCAGUUGUAAACAUUUCGCUUCCAAAUGGUUCAUCAUCCCCUCCCACUCACAUCCCGCCCCUGGGUGUGUGCGUGUAAAAUAUAAAUAGGUAUGUUUAUCAUUCUUUUUCUGAGCCCUUUGAGAGGGGGCUGCGGACGUGCUACCCAUCACCCCUAAGCGCUCCAGCGAGUGUUCUGAGAACAAAAGACAUCCCUUAUGUGACCGCUAGAUUCUCAGCAUCCUUCCUAUCUGCUCACCUACAGACCUUAUUCCAACUGUCGCCGUCCUCUGUGGGUCACUGCGUCAUCCUGCUGUCCUCGGUCCCUGCGCUCUGGAAGCGUCUCCAUGCCCCCCAGGUCCUCUGGCCACUGCGGGCCUGUCAGCUGCAUCCCCAGACUGGGCUCCGGUGGUGCAGUUUCCACAGGAACCACGGAGGGGGCUGUGUUCGCCCUGUCCUGGUGGAUCCCCUCGGCCGCUUGGAGAAGCUGAGGUUCACAGGGCUUUUCCAAAGUGAAAUCAAGCCUUUCCCCUUGUAGUUGUCUUGAGGGGAGACUUUGGGACUCUGAGGAUAGAGCGUGCUCCUCACGCCUCACCCUCGAGCCAAGACUGGCACAGAGCCUGUCCUUGCAUCACUCAUAGGCUACUGGGAAUAGACAGGCAAAGAGCAAGUGUGUGGGAUACAACAGCAGGGUGGGGUGAGCGUGCUUGGAAGAGAACGGAGCUCAGUAAGGGGAGGAGGUCUCUGAGGAGAAGACUUUUGAGCCAAUAGCAGUGAGACAGCCAGACUUGGGAAUGUCUGGGGGAAGUGCACUCCAGGCUUCCAGAACAGUACAUGCAAAGGCCCUGAGGUGGGAAAGAGGGCAGUGCCCUGGAGGAACAGCAGGGAGACCCAAGUGCUGGAGUGGGUGAGGGCAAGUGUGAAGGAAGCAGGGUCAGCUGAUGUGUGUCUCGUGGGUCAUGAGGAGUUUAGAUGUUUAAAGCAUGAUGGGGAAUCCCAGGAAGAUUUUGAGCUGAUUCACAUUAGAGCACUUUUUAUCCUUUUGAUUCAUUAUUGGUUUUAGGACAAUUUUUAUAGCAGCUUUAUUGAGAUGUCAUUCACAUACCGUACAAUUUGCCCAUUUCAAGGAUACAGUUCAGAGAAUUUCAGCACAUUCAGAGUUGUGCAACCAACCCCAUAGUCUAAUUCCAGAACAUUCUAUCCAGGGCUGCAGAGCUGGAGUUGCAGGGUCAUGGCAGGGGUGGGGCACCCAGCCCUAACCUGGCUUUUUCUCUCCCCAUCCCCAGGAGGCAACACGUUUGAGACCCACAUCAUUGGAGGUCGAGAGGCUGCCCGCAACUCACACCCAUACAUGGUCUCGCUGCAGAAAUCUGGCUCCCACCUGUGUGGGGGGGUCCUCGUGCACCGGCAGUGGGUGUUGACAGCUGCCCACUGCCUGAUCCAUCCGACACAGCUGCUGAGGCUGGUGCUGGGGCUCCACGUGCUCGGAGACCCUGGCCUUAGCUGCCGCAUCAGGAAGGUGGUCCUGCAUCCCGAGUACAAGCCGGCCCCCCAUCUGAAGAAUGACCUCGCGCUGCUUAAGCUGGAUGGGAAGGUGAAGCCCAGCAAGACCAUCCGGCCCCUGGCCUUGCCCCGAGGACGCCAGGCAGUGGCCGCAGGAGCGCGGUGCAGCGUGGCCGGCUGGGGUCUGACCCACCAGGGUAGGCAGUUGACCAGGGCGCUGCAGGAGCUGGAUAUGCAUGUGCUGGACGCCAAGAUGUGCAACAACAGUCGGUUUUGGCACGGUGGCAUCAGCCCCCGCAUGAUCUGCCUGGCAGCCCACUCCAAGAACCAGGCCCCCUGCAAGGGGGACUCGGGAGGACCCGUGAUAUGCAGCAGAGACCACGUGGCUGGAAUCCUGUCCUUCAGCUCUAAGCUCUGCACCGACAUCUUCAAACCCCCCGUGGCCACCGCCGUGGCCCCCUAUACGUCCUGGAUGAAGAAGAUCAUCGGCCACUAGCGGCCCACCGCCCUAACCCGACGCCCCAGAGGUGGCCCGACUCCCCUUCCGUGCGCCAGCAGGAUUGCAGGGAGGGUCGGCCGGGGGCCUGCAUGUGUCAGGGGGCCAAUAAACUGUAAUAAGGUAAUGGC